Messenger RNA from Mastomys coucha (southern multimammate mouse), 3758 nucleotides. It is a transcript of the gene Tstd2, whose product is annotated as thiosulfate sulfurtransferase like domain containing 2. NCBI's taxonomy places the organism in Eukaryota, Metazoa, Chordata, Mammalia, Rodentia, Muridae. The coding region runs from base 319 to 1800 and encodes 493 amino acids. The transcript has 10 exons. The record is from RefSeq and is a predicted model, not a curated record.
CCAAACUGUCUUGUCCAUGGUCUAGCCAAAACUUUUCCUUCAGUCUUACCUGUUACAGUAAAUGGCCGUUUCUGUAGUUUGCUUAAUCCACGAAUUUAGGGAGGAGUCAUUAGAUCCUUCACUUCCUGGGUUACAGUUUAUCCACUGACACUGCCUGCUGUACUUUCUGAGCAACUCUUCAGGGACUUAAAAUAUUUUAUGUAUUUGUGCCUGGGUGUAAGUUUGUCCACCUUCCUGGAACUGGAGUUUCAGACUCUCGUGAGCUACUGUGCGAGAAGAUACUUGAUUGAAAGGACUCUGUCCCACUGAUACAACCAGAUGCCUUCUUCCACUUCACCAGACGAAGAAGACAGCCUGGAGACCUGUGCUUUAAAGGUUUCUGAUCUGGAUUUAAAAGAAUCAAGUCUUAUUAAUCCCAGCAACAGUCUGAAAGCAGAGUUAGAUGGCAGUACAAAGAAGAAAUACUCGUUUGCAAAGAAAAAGGCCUUUGCCCUUUUUGUCAAAACCAAACAAGUUCCAGCACCUUCUUAUGAAUUUAAGGAAAAACGGUGGCGAUGUUGUCAGCAGCUAUUUGCAGACCAGACCAGCAUCCACAGACAUGUGGCCACACAGCAUGCUGAAGACGUGUACCAGCAGACUGCUUCUAUUCUAAAGCAACUGACUGCAGCAUUGAGUGCCUCACAGAGUCUUACAGCCACAGACAAAAGGAGCUCCUCCAAAGACUGUCUCACUCAUAGUCAGGAGGUGUCUGCUUGGCUCCCUGAUGUGAGCCAUGUUAGCCCUCAAGAGCUGAGGAGUGGCCAGGGCGACGAGGAAGGAGAGGUGCUCCUGUAUUACUGCUACUGUGACUUGGAGGACCCCCACUGGGUCUGUGCCUGGCAGACAGCUCUGUGCCAUCACCUGCACCUUACAGGCAAGAUUCGAAUCGCUACUGAAGGAAUCAAUGGAACUGUUGGAGGAAGCAAAGUGGCCACGAGACUCUACGUGGACGUCAUGCUUUCCUGCCCAUUAUUUAAGGACUACCUGAGCGAGGAUGACUUUAAGAGCAGCAAAGGAGGGUCUCACUGCUUCCCGGAAUUGCGAGUUGGUGUGUUUGAAGAGAUCGUGCCUAUGGGGAUCAGUCCCAGUCAGGUCUCCUACAAGAACCCCGGAAUCCACUUAUCCCCUGGUGAAUUUCAUAAAGAAAUAGAAAAGCUUUUAUCACAGUCAAAUCAGGAACAAGGUGAUACUAUCCUACUGGACUGCAGGAACUUCUAUGAAAGCAAAAUAGGACGAUUCCAGGGCUGCUUAGCACCAGACAUCAGGAAAUUCAGUUACUUCCCUAGCUACGUUGACAAAAACCUUGACAUUUUCAGGCAGAAGAGGGUACUGAUGUACUGCACUGGGGGCAUUCGCUGCGAACGGGGUUCUGCAUACCUCAGAGCCAAGGGAGUGUGUAAGGAAGUGUUUCAGCUCAAGGGUGGCAUCCACAAGUACCUGGAAGAGUUUCCUGAUGGCUUUUACAAAGGAAAGCUGUUUGUUUUUGAUGAGCGGUUUGCUCUGGCCUACAACAGUUCUGUGGUAUCAGAAUGUUCAUACUGUGGAGCCCCGUGGGACCAAUAUAAACUCUGUUCUACUCCCCAAUGCCGCCAGCUUGUGUUGACCUGUCCUGCCUGUCAAGGACAAGGAUUCACCGCCUGUUGUGUCACGUGUCAAGACAAAGGGGGCAUGCAGACUUCAGGCCCCACCCAGGACAGUUUUAAAGAAGAAUGUGAGUGUACAGCCCGGAGGCCACGCAUCCCGCAGGAGCAGCAUGCAUGACUCCCUGUGAGCCUGGACCGGGACCUGGUGCUGGUGAGGCUGAGCAUCAUGGUCAGCAUUCACUGAACACAUGCAGACUUAAGUAGCCAUGUGCAGACUGUGAAGGUGGUAGGAACAAAUGGGGAGUGUCCAUGUUGGUCACUGCCAGUAUAGCAGAUGGCCACAGGCAAAGGGGAUAGGGAGUCAGUGUCGGCUGCCUGAUUUACCCUUUGAUUCAGAGGAUGCUAGAGGCUGGAACAAAGGUAAACCAUGUGGGGUCCCAAAGGUGAUGAGGGAUUGUCUUGAGCUUGGUGGCUCUCCACCAUGCAGCAGAGUGGUAGGCAUUGCUCUUGUCAGCAAUCAUUUUUACCUUGCAGCAAAAGGAUAAAAGUUGGGCCCUGGGUGUGGACUUUUAAACCAGGCCCGCUACUAUCUUUCCCUGCCUCAGCCUCUUCCCUAACUUCCUAAAGGCUCUGUGGCUCUGAUCACCUUGUGCCUUGAAGCAUUUACUGAAUCUGUCAACCCAUUCCUUUAUAUGUGAUCAUGGCACUACUGAGUAGUUGGCCAGAGACCAUGCGGCUUCAGAAUCUAAAGUGUGUACUACACUCUGUCCUUCACAGAGGUCCUCUGAAAGAGAUGGCCCUCACCUUUAUUGAUGUGGUGUCUUUAAAGAUGUUUCUCUAGCAGCUCUGCAUUACCCAGCAUCCCCUUUCUCAGCUUGUAAGUGUUCUCAGGGAUCCAGAUGUGCAGCAGGCUUUAGGUCAGCAUCUGGCACACAAGACACUUCAUUAGUGAGCUCAUUCAGCAUGGUAGCAACCCAUCUCCUGGCCUUUGGGCACAUGUUCUUAUCCCAUGAUUCUUAAGAAGCACACGGAGCCACACAUAGACCAAAUGGCUUUAAUAUUAUUUUGCAGUUUCCAGUGAUGCAGAAUGCAGCUGUAGUUGUGUUUCAAGGAGAAGCUGAGUGGGGCUAACUGUCCCUGCAGCUUGGUGCCACUCCUGGGCCCAUGUGCAGCCUCAGUGGACACUCAUAGUGCUGAGGCCCCGACGCCACCUCUAGCUACCCUGUACUGUCCAUAGCGUUACAGUUCGGUGUGCAGACUUUCUCUUAAGUCAGAAGCCCCUGGCUUUGCUCAACAGCUUUGGAACCUUGUCAUUACUAUAAUAUUGGCUGAAUCCCUAAGGAAAAUAACUCCCCAAAGCAACAAAAAUACUAGUUUAACUGGCACUGUGGUCUAUUAAAAGGCACAAGAACAGUGUAUUAACAUUUUUACUGGCUCCCAUGGGGUUAAAAAAGGGAUCCAGCAGGAAGGCCAAGAUUAGGUUUCAGAGUAAUCCCUUGUGUUGCUUGGCCAGGAUCUCCUAAUUCCUUACCAUUAGAAUGCUGUACUCUGCAGUCCUUCAGAGGCUUCAUUUGUGGGCAAGAGCUGUGUGAUUUGAUUUGUCUCAUAAAUGACCAGGCAGGCACUUGGUGUCUGUAAGCAGGGCCAUGCUAAAUACCACAGCCAUGGUGUACUGGAAAUUCACCCAAUGGUGUUGAUCUCACAUAAGUCAUUGGCCCACUGUGGUAUAGGAAGAUGUUUUUAUGUGGCUGUAAGUUUUCAUCCAUCAUGAAGUUGGAAUUUAAUAAAGAAGAAAAGAUUUCUGACUGCAGAUGAGUACCCCGCACGUGUUCACACAGCACUCAGAAGGAUGUCUGUUGCCUGGCGUGGUGGGUUUUGAAACUUGAAAUUUCACCAUUGCCUUUUUCUCCCUCUUUCUCUUACCUGGCAGAAGGAAUCCUGUGUCUUUCUGACUCUUAGAAUAUUCUGGGCUUGUCUUUCAUUCUUAGGGGGUAUGGGGUUUGAUCCUGGAAUCAAUUUGGCAGCUUUAAUCUUGAUGUUCAAGUUUCAAGUAGGGGUUGAAAAAUCAUGAUUAUGUGUUCUUUUUACUGAGUUGCUAUGAUCAAAUCUGAAAUAAAAAAUUGUUUAACCAUGCUU